GUCAACAUCGCCAUUCCCACUACUAUCAACUUGUUAAUAAAAGCACAACGAGACUAGUAGACCUUCUAGUAAGUCUUUGGCAGCCAGUUAAGGAUCCAAAAAUUACUCUAGCACAGUUAUUUAACGAAAAUGUCGGUCUCGAAUCACGAGGCGAACUAUACGCCCAGCAUGUGGAGCAAGAGAUUUGGCCACGUAGAAGUACUGCAGUAUCAUUACAAAUUUAUUACAGAAGCCACAAAGAAGGCUCGUAAAACCCUCAAGUGCAAACUUGACAUUCCAUAUGGACCUACAGACCGAACUAAGUACGAUAUAUAUGGAACAGAUCUACCUGAAGAUGCUCCGAUAUUUGUAUUCAUACACGGUGGAUAUUGGCAAGAAGGUAACAAAGACAUAUCUGCUGUUGCUGCGUCAGUUUUUGUAGCGAAUGGAAUCAAAGUUAUAACUGUUGGCUACGAUCUGUGUCCACAGGUUAAAUUUGGAGAUAUAGUAUCGCAGAUCAAAAUAGCAGUCGAAGAGAUAUUGAAGUCUCCUUCGAACCAAAAGAGUAGGAGUGUAUGGAUCGCUGGUCACAGUGCAGGCGCGCAUUUGGCAGCUAGUCUUUUAUUCGAUGAAUCGUGGCUGAAUAGAAUGACAGAACAGGGACAUUUGAGUCUGUUGAAAGGUAUCGUCAUAAUAGGUGGUAUCUUUGAUUUGAAAUCCCUUCUUGGUACUACUAUUAACGAUGCUCUAAAGCUUACGCAAGCCGACAUCGACGCGUAUAGUUUUACCAUCGUCGACACGACAAAGAGCAAGCCCAUACGGGGAUUGAAAGUCAUCGUAACCGAUGGAGAAUGCGAUACUCCAGCGUUCAUCGAUGAAUCGCGUAAAUGUGCCCAGAAACUGGUUACAAUGGUGGACGACGUUGAGUAUAUUUUACUCAGAGAAAAUACCGAUCACUUCGACAUCGUAGAGAGGCUCACCGAUCCAGAAUUCGCCUUGACAAAGGCCUUACUGAAUAACAUAACUCGCGACUAACAAGGGCAAAAGUACGCAAAUAAAUAACAUCAAGUCGUACAGU
Messenger RNA from Hylaeus anthracinus, 1057 nucleotides. RefSeq names its product kynurenine formamidase (gene KFase). The transcript has 8 exons. Bases 130 to 1014 code for a protein of 294 amino acids. The record is from RefSeq and is a predicted model, not a curated record. NCBI's taxonomy places the organism in Eukaryota, Metazoa, Arthropoda, Insecta, Hymenoptera, Colletidae.